Vicia villosa (hairy vetch) is the source of this 2437-nucleotide messenger RNA. Its product is annotated as methylthioribose kinase-like. The record is from RefSeq and is a predicted model, not a curated record. Lineage: Eukaryota; Viridiplantae; Streptophyta; Magnoliopsida; Fabales; Fabaceae. The transcript is spliced from 5 exons. The coding region runs from base 106 to 1362 and encodes 418 amino acids. Gene Ontology annotation, molecular function: S-methyl-5-thioribose kinase activity.
AAAACGCAACACAACACUAAAAAAAUUAGUUAUUCGUUUGUAUUGUACUACAAAACAUUCUAUCUUGAUUAUACAUUCCCCUCCAAUUCAAGCCCCACUAUUACCAUGUCUAAAUUCUCCGACUUCAAGCCACUCAACGAGACCACCCUCAUUGAAUACAUCAAAACCAUCCCCACCCUCUCAUCCAAACUCAACAACAACUUCUCCAACAUAUCCAUCAAAGAAAUCGGAGACGGCAACCUUAACCUCGUCUUCAUCGUUUCCAACUCCAAUGGCUCCUUCAUCAUCAAACAAGCUCUUCCAUACGUUCGUCUAAUAGGCGAAUCAUGGAAGAUGACGAAAGAGAGAGCUUACUUCGAGUCACUGGCGUUGAAAGAAAAGGGAAAACUGUGUCCGGAACAUGUUCCGGAAGUUUAUCAUUUUGAUCGUGUUAUGUCCUUGAUUGGUAUGCGUUAUUUGGAGCCACCGCAUGUGAUUCUUAGAAAAGGGUUGGUUGCUGGUGUUGAGUAUCCUUUGUUAGCUGAACAUAUGUCUGGUUUUAUUGCAAAGACGCUGUUCUUUUCGUCUCUGCUUUUUCGCUCUACCACCGACCAUAAACGAGACGUUGCUGAGUUUUGCGGGAACGUGGAGUUAUGCAGGCUAACUGAACAGGUCAUUUUCUCUGACCCUUACAAAGUUUCUGAACAUAAUCAUUGGACUUCUCCUUAUCUUGAUCGUGACGCCGAGGCUAUUCGGGAAGACAAUCUACUGAAGCUUGAAAUUGCUGAGCUGAAAUCAAAGUUCUGUGAGAGGGCUCAGGCACUACUACAUGCAGAUCUCCAUACGAGUUCUGUCAUGGUUACUCGUGAAUCAACCCAAGUUAUCGAUCCGGAAUUUGCAUUUUAUGGACCAAUGGGCUUUGAUAUUGGAGCAUUUCUAGGAAACUUGAUUUUGGCUUUCUUUUCUCAAGAUGGACAUGCUGAUCAAACAAAUGAUCGAAAAACAUAUAAAGAGUGGAUUCUUAAGACAAUUGAAAACACUUGGACUCUUUUCUACUAUAAAUUCACUAAACUUUGGGAUGAGCAUAGACAUGGCACUGGUGACGCAUAUCUUCCAGAAAUCUAUAACAAUCCCGAGGUUCAGCUACUUGUACAGAAGAAAUACAUGACAGAUUUGUUUCAUGACAGUCUUGGAUUCGCUGCUGCCAAAAUGAUAAGGAGAAUAAUUGGUGUGGCACAUGUUGAGGAUUUUGAAUCAAUCACUGAUGCUGCUAAACGGGCAACCUAUGAAAAACAGGCUCUUGAUUUUGCUAAGAUGCUUCUCAAAGAAAGAAGAAAAUUUGAGGCCAUUUCUGAAGUUGUGUCAGCAAUUAGGCAAAUUUAGUUUGGAUGAUUUUUUUUCCUGUAUUAAUAGUUUAAUACCUCUUUUAUAUUUUGUUGUACCUUAUAAUGAGCGUACAAAACUCGGCUCAUCCUGAAUUGAGUGAUAUCAUUCGGGUUCGGGUUAGGUUUGACCUCCGGCUUACGUACUCCUCCCGUCCGUUUGUUAGUGAGACAAGCAAAUUCGUAAAAUAAACCUGCUAGUGUUUUCUCUCCAAAUGAUGUUGCUGUUACUGUCAAGUAUUCAAAUUGAGAAACCUAAUUUGGUUGCGCAUGUUCUCAAGGGUAUGGAAGAGUAUGCUAUCAUAUAUUACCUCUUAGAUUUUGGCUGAAUGAUCACUAGUUCAGCUUCUUCCUUGAAAAAUUAUGUAUAAUAACUUUUAUUGUUUCUUCUUCCUCUGCUAUAGUACCAAUAUACUUUCUAAUUAGUGUCCCAUACCUCAUCAAAGUAAUUAGUGUCCCCAUGACAAAAUAAAAUGCAUAGUAUAUGGAUUUUGUGGUAUAACAUAGCAUUCCAGGCAAGUUUUUUAUUAAGUAAAAGAUAAUAAUUUUGUAAUGCUUAAGAAAGUUAGUUAAAUGUAAUUUUUAAAAUUUUAGAGAAAAUAUAAUAUAAUUGUGAGCGUACGAACGUGCAAGUGUUUAGAUAUUGGGCCCUCGAGCUGACAUGCAGAUCUUCAUAGGUGAACUUGUUAUGUGAGAACCCCUUUAUGGAUAAGUGCAGUCAGACGUCUUUUAUUUAGGAUUGUUGUUGGGUUAAAGCGAGCUCAAACAAGGAUGGUGAAAUGUUCUGUAUAUGGUAUUUUUGCGUAAUGAAUUAGAUGUCCACUCAACCCAGGAUUGAGGUAUUUAUAAAAAAAAUUGUGGGCAUGGACCUUAGUCUCCAUUAGAGUGGUAAUCGCUCUUAAGAGCGUGGGAAAUGGGUAAUUAACUUCCCCUAUUACUCAUAAGAACACGGUCUUCCACUUUUGACUCGCUUUCCCGAACCUCUGUGGACCACGACACCUUCCCAAGUUCUCACGAACAAGAGAGCAAUCCAAGAUACAAGUGACGUAAUCAAUAAAUGGACGCCAAUCCCAAUA